AUGGCGGAACAAAAGCAGCCUCUGAUCAGCAACGGCGGUGGCGCAGGCGGAUACCGUGAAUCGUUCGACGACGACCUCGACCCACGCUACGCAACCGAGUCGUACCAGCACCAACCCGCCUCGUCAGCGUCCAACAGCAACAAUGCCAAUGUCGUAUUCGACGCAGCAUCCACCGUCGAGUCCCAGUCCCAGCCAGGCCGAGGUGCAACACCAUCGUGGCAACAACCAUCGCAAUCAUUCCAAGGUGGACCCGCAGCAGGUGGAGGGGGAGGAUACUCGCACUCGUUCGGCACGUCGCAGGCGUGGAGUCUGAGCAGCGUCUGCGCCGCCGCGUGGGCGCUGCCACCGUUCAGCUCGGCACUCGUACUGAUCUGGGAGACGGAGAACGAUCUGGCGAGGUUCCACGCGUAUCAGGCGGGUCUCAGUGGCGCCGCUCUCAUCGUGCUGCUGUGGAUUCUGAGGUCGGUGUUGGGCUUGAAGACCAUCGGGUUGUUGGUGGGGAUGGGUACGUACGGGUGGUUUUGGGUCAAUGCAUCUACAGCACACAAAUCGGCACCGUCGCUGUCGAGAAACCCUUACUUGCCGCAUAUUGGCGAUAUAGCUUCCAGGUGGGUUGGAGAAGAAUAG
Messenger RNA from Sporisorium graminicola, 627 nucleotides. RefSeq lists its product as uncharacterized. Bases 1 to 627 code for a protein of 208 amino acids. The record is from RefSeq and is a predicted model, not a curated record. Lineage: Eukaryota; Fungi; Basidiomycota; Ustilaginomycetes; Ustilaginales; Ustilaginaceae. The transcript has 2 exons.